CACGUUUGUCAGGGAUAGUGUCAUUUUAAUUAACAAGUAUAUUACUUCUUGUUUUCUCUUGUAAGAAAUUACAAUUUAUUAGUGUGUAUGUCUUAAGAAGUGUGUUCUGAUACCCUUACAUCUCUGGAGUCAAUUUAAACUUAUAGUUUGAACAUAAUAAGGUAAAUCCAAGCCGCAACAAGAUUCCCAAGCAGCGUUUAGUUAUUUUAUUGGGUGUUUUUUAAAACCGAUAAGAUGAUUCUAAUUCUACUCACAACGAUCCAAAUAGUAUUAGUUUUAUGUCUAUCUCAGUCUGAAGGUAAGUCAUAUAUAGAUAUAUGUUUAUUAUCAAUUUUCAAUUAGUUUCAGUUGUUAUUGACAGAUUUGAUGAGUUUUCAUUAUAAUAUACGUUAUAAAUUUCACUUAAUUAAAAGAGAUUAUGAAAAUAUGUCUUUAAAAAUCCAUGAAAAGACGUCUUCUUUUCUUUUCAAUAUCAUCUAUAUUAAAAAGAUUAUGAAUUGGGAAAUGCAAUCAGAAAAUGUUGGAAUCACCUUAACCAUUUUAGCAUGGUAUGUUAAUUUUAUGCAAUGAAAUUGUUCCUUUCUGUAGGAGAAAAUGUCUAUUUGUCUAUACAAUUAUCUUUGCCAUUUACUUUUUGAAGUAUUUUAUUUAAUUUUUUUAAAAAUAUGCUUAUCAAUUUUUUUAAAAAUAUUUUUUCAACAAAAGUUUCAUAUUUAAAAAUAGUAAAAAUACAUGUUGUCUAUUUAAUAAGGUAUAUGUUAUUUCUUUUCAGAUUUUCAAGGGGUUGUACAAUUUACUUUGAACGUAACUUAUCAGGAAAACGAUUCAAAGAUCCCAUACGACCUAAGGAGUCAUCAAAUUCUACUGAUACAACCAAAUACAAAUCUUAGCUUCUACUGUUCUGCCUCUGGCACUUCGGUGGCGUAUGUCAUGUUAGCAUUAACAAACAGAUAUAAUGUAACUAAUAAAUAUAAUAACACACAAGAGUUGAUAUUGCAACAUGAGAUUAAAAAUGCUAACUGCCACGAUUCUGGAACAUUUACAUGCAUUGCCGGGGACUUGAACAGAACAGAAGUUAAUGUGGCAAGUGAUAUAAUCAUUGAGUGUAAGUAAAUUCAAUAUGUAUAGUAUUUUACCACAUUUAUUUUAUUUGCAAAUGAAACAAAGUAUAUUAAAAUUGUUUAAUUCACACAAAUGAGUGGACGAAUGGAUGGCAUAUGCUGAUGAAAUAGAUGUCCUGUUCGCUGAAAAUGGCUCUAAGCCGAAAGGUUCAUAAUCUUAGUGUCCUGUCUUUUAAUUCGGCUUCCACAUAACUUAACUUUUUAAUUCACUUAGCUUGAAUGCCAUCCUUUAAUUACUAUCAAUCAUAUGCUACCCUAUUGAUAACAUUUUUUUUACAAACUAGACGAAAGUUUAUCAGGAAAAGUGUUUAAAUUGACUCGUUUUUCCCAUGACUACGAAAUAUGUGAAACUAAUGAACUGUACUUCAUCUUGAUUCAUCUUCUAGUGAUUAUUUGUGAAGCUACAUUUUUAUAAAUAAAUUUUUUUCCAUAAAAAAAUUAUUUAAUUUCAUUGAUUACUUCCUUUCUUUAUAAAAUAUGUUAAAUGAUAUUUUUCUACAGGUCCUAUAGAUGAGAUCAGGUUUGGAUUAACUAAUCAAUAUGUAGCUGUGAGAAAGAACACAGUUAACAUGACGUUAAUUUGCGAGGAGAACAAUCCACUAAAUUCUUUAACAUUACUGAAUGGAAGAAAUAGAUCCCAUUACCUCAACUACACAGAACGUAGCCAACAAAUUACUUACUACUUUCCUGUAAUGACAUGUGAUGACAUGGGCAGCUACUUGUGUCUUAUAAAUAGAUCAGAAUCUCCUCAUCGAAAAGAAGAAAAGAUGUUGCGGAUUUCAGUUAAUAAUUGUGAGUAAAUUAUUAAUUAUGUUCUUAUUAUUAAAAAGCAUUGUAAUACCAGUUUGAUUUUACAUAUUGUUGCAUCGCAUCAGAUGUAUGGUUUAUAUUUAACAUAUAGAAAAGUAUUAAAUGAGUUCAUAGGGUUUAUGUUAAGUGUUAUAAAAAAAUAAUAGCUCUAGACGGAAUCAUUUUAAAAAACACCAUUUGUAAAACUAGUACAUAUACUAAAUUUUCCAAUGCUCGAUCUUAUGCCGUAUGUAUUCGGACAUUUCUUAAAAUAAAUUGGCGCCUAGCUUAUGUUUUUCCUGAAAUAAUCAGCUAUGGAUGAAUCUAAUUUAUUGACUCUUUGGCGAAGAACUUAUAGCUAAAACAAUUUUUUUUCAUGAUAUAAAAUAAGAAUAUAGUUUUAGCUUUAUGAACAAUAUAAUUACUUACCCUUUUGUUCGUAUAUGAUUCAGGUUAGGUUAACUUUACAGGGAAAUUAAUGUUAAUCAAUUCUAUUUAAAAAAUUUAAUUUUGAAGAUGAAUACUUGGUUAAAGAAAACAAAAUUGCAGUAGUUUUCAGAUGUAUAUUAAUAUCAUUAUGGUUUUUUUUCAGGCCCACCGCGAAUAAUUUCAGAUUGUGACAGCGACAAUCACAUAAUCAACAACGGCAUGUUCACAUCUGUCAUUCUUUGUGUCGAAGUCCCAUUUAAUGGCACAAUAAUUGCUGUGAAUUAUAACGGAAGAUGGUUGGAGAGUAAGAACUGUAAUAAUGACUCUUGUCUUCAAUACAAUCCACAUCCAUCUGACACCUUUCGAUACAGGUUAAAUAUAACAUUUAGACAGCAGAAUCCAAUAAACGUUGAAGACGUGGUGAUAAAAAUCGGAUCAGGUUAUAACUUUAGGAAUAACUACAUCAACUAUACGAUAAAAAUGAAUGGAUCCAGUGAGUAACUAUUUUUAUAGUUUGAAUUAAAACUUAAAUGACAUAUUUCUUCUUUUAAUUAUGUUUGUCGAACAAUUAAUUACAUAUUUUUGUCAUUAGGGACAAAAACUAAUACAUUUCACUUUAACAUGAUUAUUUGCAAAUAGCAAUGGAGCUUAAAUUAAUUAAGUGUAAACUGUCACAUAUGAACAAUAAAUUUUAAACUAUAGGAACAAUCACUUUUCAAAUAUAGAGUUCAGUGAUGGAUACGAAGAAGUUAGGGAUGCCUUAGAGGUAAUAGGGUGGGUCGGAUUUUGGAGGGAGAAGAAUGGUAGGUUCGGAAUGGCUGAGGUGAAAUAAGACUUUGUUAGGUGGGAUGUACUGGUUAUAAAAAGAAUCGUUGAUUGUGAAGGGAUGGUAGGGAGUAACGAGGUGAUAGUGUGAUGGUUAUCUGACAACAAUUGCAUGUAUUUUAAAUGUAAAUCCAUGUUAUCAUCAAAAGCAUACUUUGAUAUAACCCGAUUACACUACCCCCACGCACACACACACACACGCAUUGUCAUCCUUCUUUAUUUCAUAAGCUUUCGGGUUUAAAGAAUGAGAGAGGAAUCCUUCACCCAUUUGCUUUUAAUUUUUAAUAAAUUUUGUUGUAGAAUAACCUUAAUGACUUACAAUCCAAAAUUGUUCGGCUUAACGAGCAUAUAGUGUGUUAAGUUUGCUAAGAAUUCCUGGUUGGUUGGUCGAUAAAUGUUUUAUCUUUUGUAUUGGUCUCGAAAGUUAAUUUCAUUUAAAACUGCAUUGCAGGGCGUGACACUAUACAAACAGGUUUGCUGCUUCACAAACACAAAAUCUACACAACUGCGAGCAAUUAUAUGACUCCCAAAAAUUGGCAGAAUAGGAGAUUAAUGCUUUUUGAAAUUGUAUCAACAUAUGUAUGAGAUUUUGCAUAAUUUUUAUGCUGGAAUGCAUGGUGUCAAUAUAAACAUUUUUAAUGAUAAGAACGGACGCAUCAUUUUAAGUUCAUCACAGUUCAGAAUAUUUUUCUACUUAUAGGACGAACCAAUAAUUCCGAUAAAUCUAUAACGAAAAAUAAGGAAGCAAGACAUCAAGGGAGCAGUGCCUCAGACGUUGCAGGUUAGGUAUUCAGCUUUCAAUAAUGAAAUACGAGGCACGUAUGUAGCACAUACAAGAAUUAUGUCAUGUUUAGCUUUUUAUUCUCCCCUUCGUACUUUUGGUAUAAUUUCGUUGUGAUUAUUUGUUUACUGCAAAACUCUAAGACGAAUUUAAUGGAGCCGAGUUUCUUCUUAAAUUUCGUUUAAUUUCACUGUUUUAUUGGUUACUUUUAUCUGACGAGAUUUUCAUCAUUAUGUUUUUUUCUUCUCAAAUUUUUCUUAAACUUUGUUAGUUAUAAAUACUAACUUAAAGCUUUUUAACAGCUUCCCCAACGUCAAAUUAUAUAUCAAACGACUGUUACAAGUAGUUAUAUAAUAAAUCAUGCAGCAUGAUUUGCAUAAUUUUUGUAAAGGUUAAAGCAUUCAGAGAAAUGUGCCAAUGUGUAUUAGUACAAUUUUUACAUCAUAUGUACUCUUGAUGCUUCUACAACUAUUGCAAACAUUCAAGCUUUUAAAAAACAACUACCUAACGGGAUAAUGGUAAUAAAAUGUAAAUAAACGUUGAUAAAUUUCUGUGGUUUAGUUAAUCACUUUUUACUUAAAAUAUUUACUAGCAGAUUUAAAUUAGGCAUUUAAAUUUUAGGAAUUAGCGUUAAUGCUUGAUUGGUACAAAUAUAUAUUUUUUUUAAUUUUGCAUUAUUCUUUGUAGCUCCAAAUUAAGACAUUGCAACAUCUGAAACAACAUCAUCAACUACCAGAACCCACUUAACAGCUUCCCGUAACAUUAUUUUGUGAUCUCAAAAUAUUAAAUUUCGACAUGUUACAAUUUCAUUUAGCUGUAACUCAUCUAGAGUUCGAUUUAUUAUAUGAUAUUAAAAUGAAAGCCCAAACACCUGGCUUAAAAACCUUGUUUGAGAAAAUGAAAAGUGUAAUAAAUCUAUAUGAACAGAUAAAGUAUUUUUUUUUAAAAACAGAUACUUCCAUUUUAUUUUAAAUUUAAAGUGCAUAAAUUAUAUAAAAUAAAGUUUGGCUAAUUGGAAACAUAUGUAUCGCCAUAUAAUAGCUAUUGAUAGACUUGAGUUUUAGGCCCAACGAGUUUCAUGUUAUUUGUUCAAAACACCUAAUAUCCACCAUUGCCACUAGAAUGUGUAUAAGUUGUUCGUCCUUUCAAAUGUGAAGAUGAUUAAGACUAUAGUUUACGAUGAGUAAGCAAUUGGCCCGUCAGUCUCUUUGUGUCCGGAAAUUUUUCCCAAACAUGAGAAACACCUUGUUUUGAGUCCUAUUUGGAUAUGAGACUAUUCUACUUUCCCUUGCCGCGCCUUCUUUGACCGUUAGCGGUGCCAAUAUUCUCUGACGACUGUAUUCCAAAUGUGAUCUGCCAUGCCAGAAUCUACGUCAAUGUCCUUGGAUUUUAGUGAAGCUUUUAGACAGCCCUUGAAGCGUUGUUUUUUUCUGCCCAUUAGCUGAGCGUUUCCCACUGGAGACUCCACUGAACAUUUAAUCUUUUGUGAUGUCUGCUUUCUGGCAUUCUUGCAAUAUGUGGUACCCAUUGAAUUCAUUAUCUAUUGUUACUGACAUGGGUAAUUUAGAUAUACGUAACGAGCCAUUGACUUGCUGAGAUUUUACACAUGUUACCCUGAGAGUAUAGCCUUCAAUAUUUUUAUAAUUUUUCCAUAUCCUAUUUGAAGAAGGAAAAGUAAGAAUUCAUCUUCCUCUAGAGACUCCUUUUGACAUAAGCACUCAUGUUGACUCACAAGAAUCAGAUUUGUAAUUUAGGCUAUAUUUUGAUGAUUUAAGAAACGAUUUGUCCUUUACAGCACGCCUUCCAGAGUCAAGACGUGUAGUGCCUGCUUGAACACACCAACCAGUAGCAUACUAAUCAAACCUAUAAGGCCCUUUUUACUAUCCGGUUAUCCUAAAGAUGUCUAUCAAUUGUUUCUAUUCCUGGUUGUGAGCAAUGGUGCUGUUAUUCGAAAUAUUUAACAUACUCCCCCGAAGUACUUGAAUUGCAUCACACUUUUUGAAAAUGUUGCACAAAGAUAUGUCAGAUUAUGUUAUUUUAAGUUGAAAAACAGUUUGAAGACAGAGUGAGCUGUCUUUCCAUUGUCCAAAUAAAUGUUAUUUUACGUAAAGGAAGGUCUUACGAGUGUGGAUAGACUUUAAAAAUACUACAUCAUGCAGAAGCAUUUAGCAUUCAAAAUUUAAAUAAAGAACAAUAGGAUCAAGGUAUGUCAAUUAAUCUCGACACAAAUACAUGUUCAGUAAACAGAUCAAACGUUAAAACAUAUACAUUAUAAAAACAAAAACGAAGCAAAUCAAUUAUAGAAGUCUAACCGUUUCUUGCCCUUAGGUCAGUUUUGGCAAUUUGAUCAAAGAUUUAAAUAGAUACAAAUAAUAAUUUAUUGCUAGGCUACAACUCUACAGUGCAAAAGGAAUCCGCAUUUCGAAAUUGUAACUUCAGAUGGCUUGCUUAAUUUCGUGAUCAGUGAGAGGUAUAAGACUUUAAUAUAUGAAGAUGAUAAUAUGACAUGAUAUUAUGACAAGACAUUAUGAAAAAAUAUGACAUGAUCAUAUAUCAUGAUAAUAUGACAUAAUAAUAUGAUAUUAUUAAACUAAACUUUUAUAACAAACAUUUGGAAAUAUAUAUAUAUUUAUAUAUACAUGUAUAUAGACGUGUAAUGUGACUUUUGUUAUUUUUGGACUAUUGUUGUACAGGAAGCUCAUCAAUAUCAUCAAAUAAGAGUACAUCAGCUAUGUACGGCUCUGAUCCCAUGUCCAGCAAAUCUGUAGCUGGUAAUAUAUUUGUUUCGCCUUCAUUGCCUUUUUUAAAACAUAAAAACCAUAAUAAAUACAAUGAAACAAUCGUUUCCGAAUGGAUAAAAUACUAUGUUAAAAUUGUUAAUUGUAGAACGAUAUACCGAUUUCAAGUAAUGAUUCAUCAAACGACUGAUGAGACGAAUAAAUUAAUGAACAUGUUCACUAAAAAUUAUUUAUUAUUUUUAAUUUUUCACCCACCCGAAAGGCGUUCGUUAAGAAAAAAAAUUUUUUUUUUUUGUUGUUUUUUAAUUUAGUUUUAAAUAACCUCUUCUUAUCUUAUUUGUGUGAAUUAAAAAUAUUCACAUUCACAUAUUUUAUUCAAGACUUUUUCCUCAACAAGCCCAGCCCUAUCUAUACCUAGUCCCCUGUCUGCUAUCUACGGAUUUUAACCGAACCUCAAAGUGAAUAACUUAUGUCCUAUUUUCUCUUGCGUUUCCUUUAUUGGCUAUAAUAUAAGACAUUUACUUAUAAUGUAAAUAUUUCACUAUAUAAGAUUUAAAAUUAGUUAGUAAUCGGAAAGAAGAUAAGAAGAAAUAACAAAAACUCAUCAUUUUUUAAUAAAGAUUUAAUAAUUUUUGUCCACUUUAAAAUUACAUUUGUGUCUAUCGGUGGUUAGUAUAAUUAACUUCCUUUUACAAUCUUUAAAAAAAAAUUCUGAAUAUUUAUAGAGCUCAAUCCAGAAAUGUUUAUUUUCAAGUCAAUUUCAAAUUCCUCCAAUUUUUUGGAAUCCCCGAAAGGCCCUAAAGUAUAAGUAAUGAACCUGUAUGUGUGUUGGUGUGUUGGAAUGUACGUGUUUGUGUACGAAAUUUUUAAUUUAGAUGAAUAUACUUUCGUGUUUAUUUCUAUCAGGCUGGAUGUGUGUAUACUUUAAAAUAUUUUUUUUUUUUACCACCGCAUGUGACAGGUGACAGCGGGGAGUUGGAAAGAACCGUUUUCUUUGUCCUGUUUGGAAUUCUGUGUUUCAUUACAGUGGUAACAGGAUUCAUCGCCUAUCGUUACAGAAGUAACAUAAUUUUUAUAAUAAUGUAAAAAGUAGUAUAGAAUAUUAAUAUUUAAUUUAAAAAAUUUAAAAAAUAUUUUCAAGGUAGCUGUGGGUAAGGGUAACGAUCAAUGUAUAUAUAUAUGUAUGUAUGUAUGUAUGUAUGUAUGUAUGUAUGUAUGUAUGUAUGUAUGUAUGUAUGUAUGUAUGAUACAUACAUACAUACAUACAUACAUACAUACAUACAUACAUACAUACAUUGUAUGUAUGUAUGUAUGUAUGUAUGUAUGUAUGUAUGUAUGUAUGUAUAUAUGUAUGUAUGUAUGUAUGUAUGUAUGUAUGUAUGUAUGUAUUUAUGUAUGUAUGUAUGUAUGUAUGUAUGUAUGUAUGUAUGUAUGUAUGUGAAUAUGUGUGUAUGUAUGAAUGUAUGUAUGUGUGUAUGUAUGUAUUAAUGUAUUUAUGUAUGUAUGUAUGUUAUGUAUGUAUGUAUGUAUGUAUGAAUGUACAAUAUGUAUGUAUGUAUGAUUGUAUGUAUGUAUGUAUGUAUGUAUGUAUGUAUGAAUGUACAAUAUGUAUGUAUGUAUCUAUCUAUGUAUGUAUGUACGUAUGUAUGUAUGUAUGUAUGUUUAUAUGUAUGUAUGUAUGUAUCUAUCUAGCUAUCUAUCUAUUUAUGUAUGUAUGGAUGUGUGUGUAUGUGACUGUGUAAGUAUGUAUGUAUUUUUGUAAUUAUGUAUGUAUGCAUGCAUGUAUUUAUGUAUGUAUGUAUGUAUUUUGUGUGUGUAUAUAUGUAUGUAUGUAUGUAUGUAUGUAUGUAUGUAUGUAUGUAUGUAUGCAUGUAUGUAUGUAUGUAUGUAUGUAUGUAUGUAUGUAUGUAUAUAUGUAUGUAUGUAUGUAUGUAUGUAUGUAUGUAUGUAUGUAAGUAUGUAUGUAUGCAUGUGUGUAUGUAUGAAUUUAUGUAUGUAUGUAUCUAUCUAUGUAUUUAUGUAUGUAUGGAUGUGUGUGUAUGUGAGUGUGUAUGUAUUUAUGUAUUUUUGUAAUUAUGUAUGUAUGCAUGCAUGUAUGUAUGUAUGUAUGUAUAUAUGUAUAUUGUGUGUAUGUAUGUAUGUAUGUAUGUAUGUAUGUAUGUAUGUAUGUAUGUAUGUAUGUAUGUAUGUAUGUAUGUAUGUAUGUAUGUAUGUAUGUAUGAAUGUAUUUAUGUAUGUAUGUAUGUAUGUAUGUAUGUAUGUGUGUAUGUAUGUAUGCAUGGAUGUAUGUGUGUGUAUAUGUGUGUAUGUAUGUAUAUAUGUAUGUAUUUAUGUAUGUAUUUAUGUAUGUAUGUAUGAAUGUAUGCAUUAAUGUAUUUUUGGUAUCUGUUUCUAUGUAGUAGUACAUGAAAGUAUGUAGCGUAUUCAGUCUCACAUAAAUGUACGCAGGAAUAAAUUGAUGUCUAUACGAGCUUUCAUAUUGUAUUCUUUUUUCGUUUUUAAUAAUUUAUUAUUAACCUCUAGUUUUUAUAUGGAUAUAUUAAAUGUAAAUGCAACUAGUGUUCUUUUUCAACUCAGUAACUUCAUGUAAGUGUUUAGUUAAAUGUUCCAUAAUCUUAAUUAAUGUAAAUUACUUUUAUUCUCUUUUUAGGAAAAUUUCAUACUGAUCGAAUUAGAAGAAUGAGGUAAGAAAAUGUGUCUUAAAUACACACAAAUUUUAUUCUAUGAAGUAUCUUGAUUAAAAUUAUAAUGGCUGUAUCUUUUAAUUUUCAAUAGUUACAUCUUGAUGAGGCUUUAAUUUAUUUUUUUUUUAACUCUCUUAUAAAACACAUGUUUACACUUUGAAGCACAUAGUUUUAAAAAAAAAAAAUUAAAUAUGUUUUAAAAUCUAAUCAUAUUUUUUUUAACUAUAAGUAACAGGUCAAGGCCGCGUAGCAUACUUAAAUAUUUAGCACGCUUUUUUCAAGAAGGAAGUGCAAACAAUGAUGAAGGUAUAAAUUUUUUUAUUUAUUUUAUUCUUUUUAAAUUUUUCUUUAAAUUGAUUUUUGCAAGUAAUGCAAUCUAUUCCAACUGAAUUUUUUUUAAAGAAUUGGUUGUUCAUUUUUAAAUUAUGCUUGUGUCACUAUUAUUUUUUAAUGUAACAUUUGCGUUUUAUAUGUAAGUAUAAAGAGUGCUUUUACAUUACAAGACUUAUUUAGAAAUCCUUUAUUUAGCAGUCGUAAAUGAUUUCUUUUAAUCCUUUAAAGUUUUAAAAAAAANAUUUUUUUUAAUCCUUUAAAUUUUUAAAAAAAAAAAAGAAUUAAAAUUACAAAGAAAAAAAUUGAAAAAAAAAAUAAUAAUUUUUUGUUUUUUUUUUAUUUUUUUAGUCAUUACUUACAAUAGUUACAAAUACACAUGUAAAACAACCACAUAUUGCACAAGUUUAUUUGUUUUCAUCAUUUCUUAAUGGUGUAACGAAGCCCUGAUCAGGGAGUUUAUUUUUCGGACCUUGUGUUCAGUAUAUUUAUCACAUGCGUCUUUAUAGAGGCGCGAACAGCCGGGGAGACAAUUCUCUGCCUUACAUUGUCAAUAGCUUUAUUUAUAUUUUUAUAAAGGUUUCAGCAGCGCGACAAAAGUUUGUACUGCCGGCGACGGGCCAAAAUUUGUGUCCCUUCCGUCAAUGGAAUAUCUCUGCAGAUGGCCGAUAAUCCUGUCCCUCAAAAUAAAGAAAACCAGUUUUCCGUGACUGACCUUUCCCAAGCGCACCCCCUCCCUUCUUACGUCUCUAAAAGCUUUGCCCUCUUUUUUUAAAAUCUUUUUCUUAAAGAUUUAUUCUUAAUUAAUUUUUUUUCUGUCGAAAAAACUUAAUUAUAAAUAUAAUUGUGUUAAGAGAAUUAUUUUUUAAAUUAAUUUAAUAAAGUAAACAGCUCUAUCGAUAAACGUUCAAAUAUGUUUUCUCUAAGAGCAAUUGAUCAAAUUUACUUUCUCGAAUUUUAGAUGUAUACUGUAACACAAAGAAGACGAUGAAGGCAGUUAAAAGAAAGAGCGUUGUUCAGAAAGUAGAUUUGGGAGACGAACCGUCAGAACUUUUCAAAAAAGCGCAACCAAAUGUAAGUCUUGGCCAGUCAUCAAGCAGCGGUGCUCAACCUUUUGUUCUCCCUUACCCUUUGAGUAGAAUUUUCGUUUAUGGGUAUGCCCUUAUAUUUACAUGUAGGUUUUCGUAAAUAAAUGGGAGUUUUUUGUGCCCCACAAGCAGUCAGCCGCAUACCAUCUGGUGCGACCCGUACCAAAAGUUUGUGAACCAAUGAGCUAGAGCAUUCAAUUUUGAAUUUUGAGCAAUCUUACUAUGAUUUGAGAGCAUAAAAGAGCAAUAAUUUAAUGGAAGUGUUUUGGUUACAGUUAAUAUGAGAGUUAUGAGUUUGUUUUUUUCUUGUUUUGUUUUUUUUUGUUUUUGUUGUGUUUUUAGAUAAGAUGUAUUGUUCAUUUUUUAUAAAAAAUUUAUAUUUUAAGCUUAUAAAUAUAUUUAUCUCUGGCCAUUCCAGCUGUAUCAGAAGUUCAGAUCUAAGGUGAGGACACCAACUCCUCAAACCCGAUCGAUCGAGUCGGACAAUGCUGACAGCGGGGAGGUAAUGCAGUUGUGAAGAAACUGAUAAGCUAAACGUUAUUAUUAAUAAUUAUUUAAGUAUUUUACAUAUAUUCGUUAACAAUAUUAACUUUAAAAUUUAUUGUAUCUUAAGUCAAAUUUCUUUAUAGACGUGUCUUCGCUAAUGUCCAAAAAGAAAAAUAUUAAGGCUAAGAAAGAUUUUAUCUUUACUGUGAGUGAUCUUGCUAAGUAAUAUAUAUAUAUAUAUAUAUAUAUAUAUUUAUAUAUAUAUAUAUAUAUAUAUAUAUAUAUAUAUAUAUAUAUAUAUANCCCCCAAAAAAAAAUUAAAACAAUGAAUAUGGUGAGUCAGUUGGUUAACCCAUUCGCCCCAACAACCCUGAUUUAAAGAACACAUUUCUCUUCACAAUGUAUGAUAUAGAAAUAUUAAGAUAUAUUAAAUACUUCAGCGGGUAAUCAUUUAUACACACGCACACGUACACAUAUAUAUAUAUAUAUAUUGUAACAAACUAAAACGAACAAUAAUAAAAGCAAUUCCCAUUAUUUUCUUACCCGUAUAUAAUAAUGUUACCAACUUAAUUAAAUUGCUGAAAUGCUGUUUUUUUAUGUAUACACACAGGAUUCCGGCCGGUAUCUGAGUGAUGACGGCUUGAUUUACGUCACUCUGGGCUCAGUCAACAAGAAGAGAAGGCAAAAGGUGUGCCAACGGAAGAGAAGAAGGAGAAAAGUCAAAUACGCCAAACUGGACUACACCAAAACUGGAAAGUUCACGAUCACUGACGACAACUGUGUGUACGAGGACGGAGAUCAUGUGUAUCAGAAUGUACCAGCUGUGCCGCAUGUCUAUCAGAAUGUACCGGCUGGACAGGAUAUCUAUCAGAAUGUACCAGCUUAUGUUUAGCUUUACAACAAAUGCCAACGACUUUACUCUCUGUUCAUUUCUGCUGUGUACAUAUGUUUAAAUCUCUGCCCAUGUUCGCAAGGGCAUUUUGAUAGCUGGAAGAUGUAAAUGCUUAUUUUUGGUGAUUAUCUUCCUAUCUAUCUGUAUAGGCUUAACGCAUACUUUAUAAUUUAAUUAAAGGAACUAAAUAAGCAUGAAAUAUUAAAUAAUUUUUUUUUAAUUCACAUAUACAUCUUAUAACUAGCUGCUAUAUUCGUUUUUCAAUAGUAGUAGCCUAAGUAAAAGGGAUUCCACGAAACAAAGAUGAUUAUAUUUUUUAAGCAGGCAUAUAAAUAAUCACCAUUUUGCAAUGAGGAGUCAAAAAAUGAAUGAUCGUCUGGUGUUUUCAAGCUGUGAAAAUCAUUUAAGGAUAAUUUUAUUCUAUUGUUUCUUUAUCCUUAAUUUUUAAAUUUGUAAAUGUUUCUCUCGAAAACAAUGACACCGACCGAGUGGAAAUGAAUCAGGCGGCAAAACUCCAAAACUCAACGUAACAUACAGACGAAUUCAUAAAAACCUAUGUGACACUUGCAUACAAUAAAUUUAAACAAAUCAAACCGUAGUUUAAUGUGUAAAUAUAUGUGAAACAAAAUUAAAUAGAAUAAAUCUUUUUUUAUGCUGUAUUUGUUGAUGAUUAACUUGGAAAAUGGAAUAUGAAAUUGUGGGCUUAAAUUUUGGGCUUGCAUUAGGGCUUUUUCUUCCUUCACAACCAUUAAAAAGAGGACGAACCAAUUAUUUUACACGCUUAAAGCAUGGAACCAACUGAUAUAUUUAUUACUUCUCAAAUUGUAAAUUUAAUACUUUUUCACACUUUUAACCUCCAUACAAAAGACAUUUAUAUGUAUAUAAAUUUUGAGACAGGGACAUAAAAACAUGAUUUCAGGAAGUAUAUUAUUGUUACAAAUCAAUCAGCAGAGUUAAGUUUUUCAAAAAUUUUCUUUGAUUUUAUUAUAAGACGCUAAUUUAAGGUAAUACAUUUUUAUUGAUCCCAAUAAAUGGAAAUGAUGUUACAUUACGUUUCCUGUAUUCAUUGUCAACUAUUUCAGGAAGUAUGCUAUUUAAGGGUUUUUUUAAACCCAACAUUCAGCAAUCAUGUAUCGUAAACUCAUUCAAAUAUUGAUAAUAUUGGCGUUAAGCAUGACUAUCUUAUUUUUAUGACAGUCCGGGGCGCAUGCUCGUAAUUUCUGUCAGAUUGAUAACUAUGAAUUUGUACAAUCUUUCUUUCAUAACUUUGGAGUAACGAAUGGGACCUGAUUGAGCUGAUCUUGAGUACUAUAGAUCUAUUACAUACAACUGCAUAGCUAGAGUUGGUGUCACCCGGUGCGGUAAACUCCUGGUGUCAACCCUCUCUCCCCUUCCCUCCCCCCCCCCCGACUUCCACGUUGAAUUUCUUCUUUAAAAAAGCCCACAGUAUAACUCUGACAAGAAUAAAAAAUAAAUUAAUUUGAAGUCAGGAUGUAAAUGUAACAACUUUAAAUUGACGUUAUUCUUACAUGAAAUUUACUGUAUUUAAAAUUUGCCUUCUUCUUUUUCUCCAUAUUAAGGGCCCACGAUCAAUGUAUUGAUCAUUCUGGCUCAUAUAUUUGUAGAGGGAUUUGCAAUGUUUAUGUGCCUGGUUUUUGAAGAGGAAAUUUAUCAUUUGGCUUGGUUGCACGUGUGGGAAAUUGACGUGUGAUCGGCUAUCCUUUUUAUGAAAUUCAGUUAGACCGAGCGAUGUGAGCUCUCUAAAUAUGCAGUUUUUCAAUUUGCUGUCACCCCUCCGAUGGUGGCACCCGGUGUGGUCUGCUCCCCCCCCCCCGGCCCGCACCUCCAUGGCUACGCCACUGUAUAUACAUAUAUUCUGAGAAUACAUACCAAUAUAGUUUUACAAAUGCAUUUUGCUUUAAAUAAUAAUUCAAGGUAGGUUUGAUUGAUAGUAUUUGCUUUCCUGCUAAGUUUUACAAUAUGGAUUCCCACAACAGUAGGUAAUAAUAGAAUAAUAUGUUAAUAAUAUGUUUGUUAACGUAAAAAAUGUAUUAUUUGUAUAUAAAUUUAAAUAUUGUAAUUACUUUAUGAAGAGAGGAAGUGAGACAGAGAGUGAGGUGAGAAAUUGAAGGAUAAAGAGAUCGAAAGAGAAGAAUUUUCAUCUAUAUUUAUGUUCAAG
Lymnaea stagnalis (great pond snail) is the source of this 14342-nucleotide messenger RNA. NCBI's taxonomy places the organism in Eukaryota, Metazoa, Mollusca, Gastropoda, Lymnaeidae. The record is from the annotation of a GenBank genome assembly.